AUGGUGGCAGACCCCUUGAGUCAAAUUUCACAAACUUUGGAGCCUCUACCUAUUCGUGAGAACUUUCCAGAUGAGCAGCUUUUAGAGCUGCGAGGUAAGGACCCGUGGUAUGCUGACUUGGUUAACUAUCUAGUUGCCUCUGAAUUGCUUGCUUAUUUUAAAAAGCAUCAGAUAGAGAAACUUAGGAGUGAGGCUAAAUAUUAUGUCUGGGAUGAUCCUUAUUUGUGGCGCAUGUGUAGUGAUCAGAUUAUUAGGCGCUGUGUGCAUGAGCUUGAGAUUCCUUCCAUUUUGCAUUUUUGUCAUACACUUGCUUGUGGUGGUCAUAUUGGGUCACAACGCACUGCUAGAAAGAUAUUUGAUGUUUGGGGUAUUGAUUUUAUGGGUCCAUUUCCUAUCUCAUUUGGUUUUGUUUAUAUUUUGUUGGCUGUUGAUUAUGUCUCCAAGUGGGUGGAGGCCAAGGCCAUCCGAACUGAUGAUUCUCAUGUUGUUGUAGAUUUUGUCAAAUCACACAUUCUUUGCAGGUUUGGAGUGCCCCGGGCAGAGGUAUCAAAUAGGGAACUGAAACAUAUUCUGGAGAAAACAGUUCAGACAAACAGGAAGGAUUGGAGCAAGAGGCUUGAAGAUGCACUAUGGGCUUACCGCACUGCCUACAAGACCCCUUUGGGAAUGUCCCCUUAUAGAAUUGUCUUUGGCAAGGCAUGCCACCUUCCGGUGGAAAUUGAACACAAAGCAUAUUGGGCAGUUAAGAACUGUAACUUUGAUAUGAGCCAGUCCGGACUUCAUAGGAAGUUCCAACUUCAGGAGUUAGAGGAGAUUCAGUUGGAAGCCUAUGAGAACUCCCGCAUGUACAAAGAAAAGACAAAACUUAUUCAUGAUAAGAUGUUGUUGUGGAAGGAAUUCUCCAUAGGCCAGAAAGUGCUUCUCUACAAUUCUCGCCUCAAGCUCUUUUCUGGUAAGUUUCGUUCUAGGUGGCUUGGCCCCUAUAUGGUAACUAAGAUUUUUCCAUAUGGUGCUAUACAGAUUUUGGAGCCUGGAACAGAUAAAGUAUUCACAGUGAAUGGCCACCGCUUGAAGCCUUUUCAUGAAGACACACCCUUGGAGACCAUUGAGGAGCACAUUAUAAGCUUUAAGUGGAAAACUAUGUUAUACCUAACCUUAGGGAAUAGGGAGUGCAUUGGUUUCAUUAAUGUUAUUGCAUUUCAAGUGUAG
Molecule: messenger RNA, 1209 nt
Organism: Abrus precatorius (Indian licorice)
Lineage: Eukaryota; Viridiplantae; Streptophyta; Magnoliopsida; Fabales; Fabaceae
Exons: 4
Coding region: 1-1209 (402 amino acids)
Molecular function (GO): nucleic acid binding
Source: RefSeq, a predicted model, not a curated record